AUGCCUAUCAAGAGGCAGAAGUCGGUUCGGGUGGCCGACAUUGUCGUGCCGGACUCGCUGAUCGCGACGACACGAGGCGGCCGAGACUGGACGCCGUUUCGUCGUGACCAGGAGCUGGAGGGCCAUGGACCUAUGCAGACGGCCAUCCGACGGACGGCCAGUAAGCGUCAGAGCGUGGGACGCGGAGGAGCAGCCGGACGGCCGACGGUAAUAGCAGAAGCCACAGUCGCACCCAGACCACGGCCAUGGAGCAACAUCUUCGAGCAGCAACCGGUUCCGCAGCAGCAGAACAGCUGGAUCGGACGGCCACGCAAGACGAGUGACCCAGCCACGCUGGAAGAGGCACAGAGGGCCAGCCGGGUGUCACCGGCGCUGGCGCUGGGAGUCAGUCACUAUGGGCUCACGGAGCAAGCAGCAUCGGAGCUGACGCUGUCAGAUGCUCUGGGCACGGUACAAUUUCCGGGAUCAAGACUGGUCUUUGAAGAGGAGGUGGAGGAGAGCAGCGAGGAGGGAGAGCUAGUGGCUGAGAUGCAAAACUCUCGGAUCCGGCAGCGGAGCAGCAUAUACGAGACAUACGAGCGGGCCAAGACGCGCGGCGUCGAGCUGGAUCGCAAGCCAUGGAUGCGCGUGCUGUUUGAAUAUGCCGUCUACACGACGCUGCUGGCGUUUGUGUACUUUGUGCUCGUGGGGUUGCCGUUGUGGCGUGGCGCCGUCUACUGGUUGUACUGGGUGUUUGCCAAUAAGCUGACGCCGGUCUGGGGCUGGUCCAUCACGAUGGGCGUAGCCUUUUUCUUGGCCUUUGCGCCGCUGCUGAUCUUCUAUGAGGAGGAGGCGAUGAUCAAAGAUGCAGACGGGCGCCGAAGCACCGAAAGCACCGAAAGUGCCGAAAGUGCCGUCACCAGCCACACCAGCCACACCAUCGCGCCGGCCUUCCGUCCCGGCGUUAGCGACACGGCGCUGCUGAUCCCGUGUUACAAGUCGGCGAGGAUCAUCGGGCCAACGCUGCAGGCGGCGCUGCGCAUCUUUCCACCAUCGCACAUCUUUGUGAUUGCCAACGGCAAUGCGCCGGCGCCGCUGGACGACACCGAGGCUGUGUGCCGGCCGUACGGCGUGAACCACAUCUGGUCGCCGGUCGGGUCCAAGAUUGUGGCGCAGUUUGUGGGCUGUCACGCUGCCCGGGGCUUCCGCAACGUGCUGCUGAUCGACGACGACUGUGCGCUGCCACCGAGCUUCCCGGUCGUGUCCGAGCGGCUGACCGGUCGCGUGCAGUGCGUCGGCUACACGAUCAAGAGCGUCGGUCGGGCCGAUGUCGGCUCCGGCUCCGGUCCCGAUCCCGGCACCUGGUGUCAGCAGGCCCAGGACCUCGAGUACAAGAUCUCGGGCUUACAGCGCGCGUUCGCUGGCCGCAUCGGCAGUGCCACAUUUCCGCACGGCGCCAUAUCGCUCUGGGAUCGCCGCUUUCUCAUCCGCACGUUUCAUGACCAUCCCGGCUUCUCCGUGUCCGAGGACUGGUUCUUCGGCCACAGCUGCCGCCGUCUCGGCGGUCGCAUCACCAUGUGCACUGCCGUCUUUGUCCAGACUGAGACGCCUGCGGCCGUGUUCUAUAGCGCGCCGGCCGCCAGCCGCGGCGGCUUUGGCGAGAUGACCGUCUUCCGCCAGCGCUUCUCUCGCUGGAACUUCUUCUUUGUCAACGGCAUGUGGUACAACCUCGGUUACGUCCUCACCAGCUGGCGGCUUGGCUGGUGGGAGCUCGGCGCCAAGCUGUUCGUCCUCCAGGAGGUCUAUGAGACUCUGCUCUACCUGCUCGCCCCCUUUGUCCUGCCCAUCUCCUUUGUGGUCCAGCCGGCCUUCAGCGCCUACCUCUUCGCUGCCACCCUCGUCCUCUACUACAUCAACAUUAUCAUCUUCAACCUCGUCCAUCUGCGCAGACGCAAUGAAAGCGUCAGCUGGACAGUCUGCCUCGUCUACUACAUGCCCUACAAAAUGGCCCUCUCCGCCAUCAACGUCGCUAGCUGCUACUGGUCUCUCUUCAAGUAUGCCCGCUACUUUGCCCGGCGCCAUCCAAAGGUCGUCGAGGACGAAAAGGCCGUCGAGGUUGUCCUGCGCCUCGAAGAGACCACCCCCGCCCUCUUCCGCACCACCAGCAUCCACGACUCUGACGACGACAGCGAUAAUCUCAAGAAUGGCCGUCGCAUGACUGCUAUCACGGCCGUCCAUCCCCGCGCCCAGGAGCCCAUCCUCGGGCAUCACAUUCGCGACUUGUCGUCGUCAGAUUCAUCCGAUACCGUCAUCACCAUCGGCGAGGACAGCAACAACACCAAUAUUACUGCCCAGCCAUGCUUCUGGCCACAGGCCCAACGAGCUGUGCAUAUCAGAGAUCCGGAAAUGGUUCAAAGGCCGGGCAGUCUUCUUCGCAAAACCAGCUGGUCCCAGAGCAUGGUCUAA
This is a messenger RNA of Grosmannia clavigera kw1407, 2445 nucleotides long. Its product is annotated as glycosyl group 2 family protein. The record is from RefSeq and is a predicted model, not a curated record. NCBI's taxonomy places the organism in Eukaryota, Fungi, Ascomycota, Sordariomycetes, Ophiostomatales, Ophiostomataceae. The transcript is spliced from 2 exons. The coding region runs from base 1 to 2445 and encodes 814 amino acids.